Messenger RNA from Candida albicans SC5314, 4281 nucleotides. RefSeq names its product bifunctional ATP-dependent DNA helicase/ssDNA endodeoxyribonuclease (gene DNA2). NCBI's taxonomy places the organism in Eukaryota, Fungi, Ascomycota, Pichiomycetes, Serinales, Debaryomycetaceae. The transcript has a single exon. The coding region runs from base 1 to 4281 and encodes 1426 amino acids. Gene Ontology annotation, molecular function: single-stranded DNA helicase activity; 5'-3' DNA helicase activity. The record is from RefSeq and is a predicted model, not a curated record.
AUGCUGGGAAUAAACGAAGACGCGUCACUGACAACAAAGCGGUUUAAGGAUUCGAACGAAGCCAUCAAACCUGUCAAGAGACUUAAAAAAACCACGUAUUUCCCAGUUAAUAACCUCACUAAUCCCCAAACUAAUCAAUCAAAUAUUCAAAAGUCCCCGAUUCGACCAAUUGAUAUAAAUUCAAUAACCACAAAGGUCAACCCUGUUCAGGAAAUUAACAGAAACAAUACUGACAAUUUAACAAAGGUACAGAAGCAACUGGAACUAAACUUUCUCCAGGAGAAUUCUGAUGAUAGUUUUGAUGGAAUUCGCUGGAAGGAAAGCCCUGAAAUCAAAGGGAGCCAUAAGCAGAUGGAAAUAAAAAACUCUUUUGGUGGGUUACCUUCAUCGCCAUUAAAAAACAUUAACCCAGAAUCUGAGAAUGUGGAUGAUCGUACAUCAGACGUUUUGAACAGAUAUGGAUCUGAUUUUGAAAAUGUUUCUAAAAGACGAACUCCAUUAAUGUCAAAGACGCGUUCAGAUAUCACAUCUUCAAGCAGCAAUCACAAAAAACAAACCAACGAAAUAUCCCAACUUCAACGAGCAAAAUCUGGGGAUGUACUCAAAGUCAAAUCAAUUUCAGGGUCUAUUACCGACUCCUUUCAAAACACUUUGAAUAAUUGGAUAAAUAAAUUUGAAACUGAUCCACAAGACGACCAAAAUCCAAACCUGUUACCAGACACUGUUGAAAUGAAUAAAACUAUUCCAAAAAUCAGUACCCCACCUAACCCAAACACGUCAAUUCAAUCUGAGGAUCCAUUCUCUGACGACGAUGAUUUAAUUCAAUUGUUGCACUCAAAAACCUUACCAGAGUGCCCACAAUCACAGCCUGUCUCCAACGAUAACACAUCAAUAAAACCACCUAUGGAAAAUGCAUCAGAUGAUGGCGAAUCAAGUGACGAUCCGUUUACAGAUGACGACUCUGAAUUAAUGGAAGUAUUGAAAACGCAGACACCCAGUGUUACAUCUGCAUUUACCAAAUCUUUCCAGCGAGGUAUUCAAAACUUUGAAAAACUAAAUAUUGAAAACAAAUAUGAGGAACAGGAUAUUGAAAAAGUGCUGGACUUGAUUUAUGAUAGAGUAACAACCCAGAGAUUUCGAAUUGUGAAUAUCAUCGAACAGUAUUAUGGUCCCAAGAGCGAAAAACAAUUAAUUUUAGAAGUUGUAAAUUCGCUGAGAGAUAAAUCAAAGUUGGUUGUUCGUGGUGAGUACUGCGAGUUGGAGUUAGAAAAAGGGGACGUGAUUCACGUUAUAAUCACCGAUAGUGCUCGUCCAACAUUAGUUGAUGACAUGCAUAACCUAUUAAUUUGGAACCCAGACAUUAUGCUAUCAGCAACGACAAUUUCCCAGCAGCUCAACUGCUCGAGAAAAACAGUGAUAUUGUCUCGAUACAAGUUUCCUGGAACACUGACGAUACCCAUCAUUGUUGGGGAAAUAGUUCAUUUUAUUUUUCAAGAAUGUAUUUGUACUGAAAGGUGGGAUAUGGAAUUCAUGAGCCAAGUAUUAGAUCAGUUAUUGCUGCAAUACAUGUUGGCAAUAUUCGGGAUAGGGAAGGAGUUGAAAGACGUUAGGGACGAAGUUGUUAAACAUUUUGAUUAUUUGGAGACAUGGUUUAAGACAUACUACAAACAACCACUCAGCAAGAAAAAUUUAAUUGACGAGACAUCUGAAAAAGAACAGAUCAUGUUUGCUGUGGAAGAAGCUUUGGAUAUUGAAGAAGAAAUCGGAUCACCAAUAUUUGGCAUCAAAGGGAAAAUUGAUGCAACUAUAACAGCGAAAUUUGAAAACAAAAAGUUGAAAGGUCAAUAUAUGAUACCGAUGGAAAUCAAAACCGGUAAGGAGUAUAUUUACCAUCAUGCACAAGCGUCAUUGUACUCAUUGUUGUUUAAGGAUAGAUAUGAUAAGAACAUAGAUUCAUAUUUGCUUGUGUAUACAAAGGAAAAGGUUACGAAAAAGUGCAAUAUCAGAAUUUCCGAGUUGCGUUCAUUGGUGAAUUUGAGAAACAGAGUAUCUAAUUAUAUAAAAGACAAUUUGAAGCUACCUCCUUUGGUAAAGAAUUCCAACUGUGAUAGAUGCGAAAUUAGAAGUGCUUGUAUGACCUUAAACCACUUGACAGAAAAUGGCACCAAAGAAGAAUCUGGUAUUGAGGAAGAGUUGUACGAAGCUAUAACUAGAGAUAUUUUUGAAAACGAUUCAUACCGUAAGUACUUCCAACACUGGGAUGAACUUAUUUCUAAAGAAGAAGACGUUAUGGGUAGAGCAGUCAAAGAGUUAUGGACAAUCCCAGCAGAGGACCAAGAGUUUCAAGGCAAAUGCUUUUCUGGUAUGACGAUCACAAAUUCGAAUGAGACGGAAUCGAACAAUUUCUUAUUCUCAUCAACACAUCAUGACAAAUCCCAGGAUCAGCAAUUCGUGUACACGUUUGCCAAGGCAGAAAACCCUUCCCGGUUCAAUUUAGCAAAAUCACAGGUUACUAUCAACGAUAAAGUUAUUAUAAGUGACGAAGAAGGCCAUUUUGCUUUAACAACAGGAUACGUCAAGCAGAUAACUAAAGAUUUUGUAGUGGUUUCCACUAGACGGAAAAUCAUCACAUCUGAUUACAAAUUGAAAAACUAUAAUAAGGCAAACAACCAAGUAUUCCAAAGUGUCAUCCGAUCUACUCAACAGAAUAUAAGAACUACGACCAAGAAAAGAUUCCGUAUUGAUAAGGAUAGGAUGUUUUAUGGUUUGGGGUUAGCUAGAUAUAACGUCCUAAGUUUAUUCUUACCUAAUGGAGCUUCACAGUUGAGGAAAUUAGUGGUUGAUCUUGAAAAGCCUACUUUUACCGCAUCUUCUUGGGAGAUUCCUGAUGCGGAAACGUUCAACCCUGAUCAAAUUGCGGCGUUGAAAAAAGUAUUUAGUGCUGAUGAUUAUUCUUUGAUAGUGGGGAUGCCCGGUACAGGUAAAACCACUGUGAUUGCUCAACUCAUAAAAGUGCUUGUGGCACAGAGGAAAUCGGUAUUGCUUACUUCCUACACAAAUUCUGCCGUUGAUAAUAUAUUACUUAAACUCAAAGACUUGGAUAUUGAAUUUUUAAGAAUUGGCUACCCCCAAAGAGUUCAUAAAGACAUUAAAGACUACAUUCCUGAAUUCAAAGACUCAAUCACUACAUAUGAACAAUAUGUCAAUACCUAUAUGCGCCCAAAGGUUGUUGCAACCACUUGCUUAAGCAUCACAGACGUUUGUUUCAAUUUGAGAUAUUCUUUUGAUUAUUGCAUCGUCGAUGAAGCUUCGCAAAUCACCUUACCAGUGAGUUUGGGUCCUUUAAGGUUUGCUAAAAAAUUUGUCAUGGUGGGUGAUCACGAUCAGUUGCAACCUUUAGUUACCCAUCCCGACAAAAGAGUUAAACAAGAAUUAUCUCGAUCACUUUUCAGUUUGUUGGCUAAAGAGCAUCCAGAUUCUGUGAGUCACUUGACAUAUCAAUACAGAAUGAAUAGUGAUAUUAUGAAUGUUUGCAAUACUUUGAUUUACAACAAUAAAUUAAAAUGCGGGUCAGAACAAGUUGCCCAAAACUCUUUAAAGAUACCCCACCCAGAAGUUUUAAAUAGCUUUAUUGGUGAAGAUGUUUCGCCGGACCUGCAAUGGAUCCACAAAAUAUUUGAUGAGAAAAACAACGUGCUAUUUUUGGACUAUGAUGCGGUACCUGCUGUUGAAGAAAAUGUGGGUGAAAUGGUAAUUAAUACUAAGGAAGCGCUUUUAAUUCAACAAAUCGUCAACGCAUUGGUUCACGGCGGAGUUAAAGAAGACGAGAUUGGGGUUAUGUCGUUUUACCGUGCUCAGUUAUCAGUAUUGAAAAAGAAUCUUAACAACUUGAAGGAUUUGGAAAUACUCACAGCUGAUCAAUACCAAGGAAGAGACAAAGAAUGUAUUAUCAUAUCUUUAGUUCGGUCAAAUGAACGGAAGUUUGCUGGUGAUUUAAUGAAGGAGUAUCGUAGAUUAAACGUUGCUACAACGAGAGCUAAAACUAAGCUAAUAAUCCUUGGGUCAAGAUUCACAUUAUCCACCAACGAGCUAACAAAGACGUUUAUUGACUAUUUGGAAAACGAAAAGUGGUAUUAUCCUCUUCCAAAAUCGGCACACAAGAUUUACAAGAUUCCAGAAGUGAAUGGGCCAUCACCAACUAGAUCACAAAAAAGCCAAGAUUCGCCAAUAUUGAAUAGAAACCCUAUACUUAAGAAUGUGGUUCAAGACAUUACUAGAUAA